Molecule: messenger RNA, 1488 nt
Organism: Coniosporium apollinis CBS 100218
Lineage: Eukaryota; Fungi; Ascomycota; Dothideomycetes
Exons: 2
Coding region: 1-1488 (495 amino acids)
Biological process (GO): DNA damage tolerance; protein monoubiquitination
Cellular component (GO): nucleus; Rad6-Rad18 complex
Molecular function (GO): single-stranded DNA binding; ubiquitin protein ligase activity
Source: RefSeq, a predicted model, not a curated record
AUGGAUCACCGUCUCGACAUUGCGGACUCGACUGACUGGAUCGGCACACCGUUGGCACCUUUCCAAUCUCUAGAGAACGCGCUGCGCUGCCAGGUGUGCAAAGACUUCUACGACACGCCGAUGAUCACGUCCUGCUCGCACACCUUCUGCUCGCUGUGUAUACGGAAAGCCCUUACAUCGGACGGAAAGUGUCCGGCUUGUCGAGCCAGCGACCAAGCGAGCAAGUUGCGCCGGAAUUGGGCGGUGCAGGAGAUCGUAGACGCUUUCCAGGCCGCGAGGCCGGCGGCGCUGAAAGUCGCGCAGGAGCAUGGAUCGCUGAAGGAGGGACGGGAAGGACGGAGGAACAAGCUGAAAAGAGGGUUUCAGGAUACCAAUCCGGAAGACCAGGAGGAGGAAUUAUCGUUCCAAUCUCGGAAAACCAGAAGUCAGAGUCGGAGAGCAGCGGCGGCAGCAUCCUCGCAAGAGGUCGACGACAUUAUGGAUGGGGAAGAGGAACACCAGCCGGAUGAUGGUCUAGUACCGUGUCCAAUCUGCAACACUCGAAUGAAGGAGGAGGCCGUCUACGCGCACCUGGACCGUUGCGACGGCCAGCCAUCCAGCCAAGGCCGCAGCACCAGAUCGCGCUCUUCCGCAACGACUCUCAAGCCUCCGCCACGGCAAUCCCUACCCCAGCAAUUGAAAGCUACCACGCCCCCUAGUGAACGUAUACCCCAACUAAGCUAUUCCAUCCUCAAAGACAACGCCCUCCGCAAGAAGCUGCAGGAACUAGGCAUCGCCUCCUGGGGGCCCCGUCCGUUACUCAUCCGACGACAUACCGAGUGGGUGAAUCUUUACAACUCCAACUGCGACUCCUCACGGCCGCGCUCAAAGCGAGAACUGCUGGCAGAACUCGAGACCUGGGAGCGCACACAAGGUGGGAGCGCGCCGAACGCAGGGUCAGCCCCUGCUGGUGUGAUGCGGAAGGAAUUCGACGGGCAGGCUUGGGCACGCAGCAAUCACGACCACUUUGAAGAUCUGAUCGCGCAAGCGCGAAAGAAAAUGAUCCCCACGGAUGCUGCGAAAGAGGACCAGACAGGAGACCACGCGACAGGAACAACACAAGAACCGCCAGACCAAGACAUGGGUGACAAGAGCAAGCCCGCUACCGUCAACGGCGAGCGAAAUACUGCACCGAACGGUCAAAUAUCGGGAUCAAGGGAUAAUCCCUACGAAGGCAACGAAGAAGCGCUAUCGAUCAUCCGCAAGAAAGUCGAAGCAGCCAACAACGGUCACAGUACACGAAGAAGCAGCACAGAGGAUGAAGACGUCCCGAUGGCCAACGCGCUACUGCCGUCGGAACAGGCACGAGCAGAAGAGAUGCAAGACUCGAUAGAGCCGCUAUCCGCGCCGAGUCGCAGAUCCCCACUGUCGCCAACGCGAAAGAAGCCAAUGUUUUCGGUCCCAGAAGAGCCUGUUGAAGACUAUGAAACCGAGACACAAGCGCAUUGA